Amyelois transitella is the source of this 3674-nucleotide messenger RNA. RefSeq lists its product as uncharacterized. The record is from RefSeq and is a predicted model, not a curated record. The coding region runs from base 155 to 1903 and encodes 582 amino acids. NCBI's taxonomy places the organism in Eukaryota, Metazoa, Arthropoda, Insecta, Lepidoptera, Pyralidae. Gene Ontology annotation, molecular function: RNA binding. The transcript has 5 exons.
UUGGAAAUCAUAACCUUAAAUCGAAAUAACCUUUUUCUAUUUCUUUGCGCAUGUUUUGAUUAAAUAAAAUAAAUUAUAUUAAAGAUUGCAAUAAAUAAUACCAUGUUUGAUUGAUUUUAUCAACGAGUUUGAUUCCUGAAAGCUAAAAUCAGAAAUGUUCCCUAAGAAAUCCAAGUCUUUCGACUUAAAGCGGAGUCCCGCCGACAAGGGCAAAAACAACAAAUCUUUUGAUUUUAUUUCUUUGUACAAAUCCGCCGCAGGAAAUGGUAACUCGGUGGUUGAUGAGGGUGGCGACGGCAUUGACAAGGAAAAUAGCUUCAGGUCGCAAAAUGACACAUCCCACCUAGGUUCUCCUCUUAAGAAAAAGAAAGUAAAGCAAGAACUUUUAGACAUAUCUAGAAUAAACAUAGACGGACCAGCUGUGGAGCCGAAUUUACCUAAUUCACCCCUCAAUCAGUCUAAAGUUACAUCCACACCGCGCACAUCAAACAAGGACAAAAGCCAAGUGAAGUCUAUUAUGAAAAAUACUUCUUCAGAUGAAGCAGUGGAUAGUUCACAAGUUUAUUAUAAUAAUAAACCAAAAAAACGGAAUAAGUCUGUGAGUUUCAUGCUUGAAGAGAAUGAGGAUGUUGCAACAAAGAAAACUCGUUCUGAAGAAUCCCUAGCUGUAGGCAAAAAAAAGACAAAAGAUCGGUUGAAACCAGUGAAGUCAACAAAAGUAGAUGUCCAGGAGAAAAAACUAAAGAAAUUAAAGAAGCAACAAAACAGAGUUGUUAGUGAAGACUCCUCAAUGGAAACAGAACCUGCUGAAAGGUCCCGGCAAUUGAAUUCUCAAGUCAAUGGUGUUGAUGAAAGUUCUUCAUUCAGUGAGGAAAACAAAAAACAAGAAAAGACUAAAAAGUCAAAGAUUCAUAAGAAUCCGAAAAACACUGACUUUAGUACGGCAUCAACAACAUCAGAAAACAAUAUAAAUGAAGAAAAAAUUGAUGGGAAAAGUAAGAAAUUGAACAAGAAAAAACGUAAGGAAAAACCAACAAAACUGACUGACACUGACGUUGAAGAGCCGGCAGCGAAAUCUCGCAAGAAGGAUGUCAAACCUGAGGUGAUUGCUGAGAAUCUCGAAAAUCUUAGUAUCGGAGACAAUCCGCAUACACUGACGAGUUUGCUUGAUGAAAUGACGGUUGUUGACAAAGAUAGGAAGAAAAAGAGUAAACGCAAGAAAGAUAAGAAUGAUAAACAGACGAGUACGGAGACUGAUAACAGUGAAGGCACCAAAGAGAAGGUGAAAUGGGCAAAGAACUGGAAUAGGGGGAAGAAAACUGCAGCGGAUAAUGUGGCUUCAGUGAUAGUUGAGAAUCUGCCUUUGUCCCUGAUCUGUAAUUAUAAGACCGUCCUAACUGAGCACUUUGAGAAAUGCGGGCCCAUCAAAAGAAUUGGGGUCGCUGAAGCUUAUCCUGAUGAUUCCACAGGUUUCACAACCACUAUACUGUUUGAAAGUGAGGGGGCAGUUACUGAAGCUCUGACAGAAGAUGGCGCUGUGAUCGCCGGCAACAGCAUCCAGGUGAAGCGGCCCCUCCCCCCCACCGAGACCACUGUGGUGGUGCGCUCGUACGCGCCGCUGUCUGACCAGAGUGUGUGUUCAACAUUCAGCGCGCACGGACGCAUUAGAAGCAUCCGUAGACUCGUCAAAGGGAAGAAAUCUAUGGAUACGGUGUUCAUAGAGUUUGAUGGCCCAGAGGCAGUACGGCGAGCCAUCGAGUUGUCUAAAGGCGCUAAGGUGGGCGGCAAGAAAAUACACGUGGCGCAAUUCGAGGUGAGGAAAAAGAAGGUCAAGACAUCAAAGGCGCCGACAAACAAAGCGGACAGCGACGGUGAAGCCGACAGUGAACAUUCUAAUGACUAACACACUAAGAUGUGAACUGGGGGAAAUUCCCGUGGGAAUUUCGGGAAUUUUAAAUCUGAAACUGUUCUUCGAUGUUCAAUCAACAGCAUAUCAAAUUACCCGAAUUCAACGCAAAUUAGCUUUUAUUACCGUGUCAUAGAGUUGCAUGCAGGGUUCAUUGAUAUGCGGUUGACUGUACUAUUUAUAGACUCACGAUAUUGCUAAAAAACUAUCAGAAUUAAACAUAUCAGUGCGUCCGUUCGAAAAUGGAUCUUAAUUCGUAACGGUAAGGCACACAAUCCUUAAACAUUGUGAAUUAGCAGAAUCAUAUGUUAACGUAUAAUGUGCUUAAUUGUAAUAAAUUGGAAUCCAUUUUUGAAUGAUAUAUAUUUUUGAAAUAUACAGCGUGUAACGGAAAUGGGGUAUAAGUGCGGACGUUUUUUUGUUUGAAUUUUACUCUCAUCUGUGAAUCUAGUAUAUAAUUGUAGCUAGUCGAAGUUUGGUCAUUUUGUCUACUUACAGUUCGACGGACUAAUUUUUCGUCAUUGGACGAUUGGAUUAGUCAUCAAUGUGAGAUUCGUCGGCAGAAAAGUAAUACUCUUUUACGUCCAUGAUCGUCAGAACAGUUUCAGACCCCGCAGCGUUUCACGCGCGACGCCGUUUUUAUCGCGCAGAAAACUAUCGCUGUCCCGUUUAACGACAUAAUAACAUCGAGCAUUAAGUCCACCUGUUGUUUAUAUUUUAUGUCUAUAAAGUUUAAAUUAAUAAAAAAGUUGAACAGCGAGAGUUUUCGCGCGAAAAAAACGGAGUCGCGUUUUGUUUCAUAAAUCUAAAUUCAAUUUAUUGUUGUCAUGUUACGGGGACAGAUUUCUGGAAUUCUUGCGUCGAAAACUCACUUUGAUAUUUACAAAUUAAGUAUUUAGGUAUAGUGCGGUCAAAUUAGACAAAAAAGUAAGAGUUAGUAACAAGCUGAAAAUAAGUGAAAUUAACAAAAUAAUUAAAACAUUACAAAAAAUAUAUAUACAAUUUAUCACGUCUAUAUCCCUUGCGGGGUAGACAGAACCAACAGUCUUGAAAGACUGACGGGCCAUGGUCAGCUGUAAAGCUAACUAUAUAUAUAUUCUAUGUAUAAUUACCAAUUUUUAAAACAAUGAUGCAUAUUGUAAGGUAAUCAAUACUUUUCCUAUCGUAUUUUUCCGUUUCUUUCAUAUUUUUCCGUUUUAUUAAUAAAAAACAUGAAAUAUUUCAUUCUUAUCUUUCUUGAAACUUUCUUAAAAAUCUUGUAUAAAUACGAGGGAAUUUGAAAAAAACCGAAAAAUUUGCCGCUUUUUUCGACACUACCGACACAUAUAAUUAUGAUAAAUGUGUUAUCAUUAAAAUAUGUUUUAAAUAAACUUAUUUUCAGCUUGUUGGUAAUGCACAUUAAAAAGCUAGGAAUGUCUAAGAUAGACCUUAUUUCUAAAUUAAAAAAAAUAUUAUUCAAGUUUGGACCCCUUGGUAGGGUUCCCAUCGCGCAGGCAGCGUUCCCGCGCUGUAUUGCAGUAGCAAUACGCUGCGCAAGAGAGCUGCCCGCGCGAGGCGCACCCGUAAUCAUCGAAUAUGCAUGAACAGAGUAAUGAGUGUGGAGGAAGCGGGAGAGGGGGUGUAAGGAUCGUAGCAAGUGGAAUUCCAUAGUCUCUGCCUACCCCAAUGGGAAACAGGCGUGAUGGUAUGUAUGUAUGUAUAAAAUUUGAAAGUAACAAUAAAUAAAAUGUAUAGGUAUGUAUUACAUUUUUAUGCUAUAUAACAAUGA